CGCAUUUGAAACUGUGUGGUGUUGUUGAUGUCCUUCAAGACAAGUGUUUGAUAAUUAUAAACGGUAGAUUAUCCCGAUAACAGAUUAGUUGUAAGCUAAACAUUGUCGACGACCUCUGCCUAUAUGAUUUAGGCUACAGGGAUUUAGCUAAUAUAGACUAAAUAUAGUUUCAGAUUAAACGUAAUAAUACCAAAACUAAGACUACAUAAGAAUGCGGUAUAUGAGUGCAUUGGGAAUUCAGACAUUUCGCCUGCUCUGUCCAUUGGUGUAUUGCCUCUGCUUGGCUGGCCUAUUCUUCUUUACUCAAUUCGAUGGUGGCUCAAACUCUGUUCUUCGGUAAUUGGUAAACGAGAGGAUGACUCCCCCUUAUUUGUCCCCCGCUGUCUUUCUCACAGAUGGUGUCGCUUUUUCCUCCUCUGUGUUUUUCCAAUAACCCUGCCGUAACAGAUUUCUCACCCUCUCGGUGCGGGCCACUGUUUGGACAACUGGAGAACUCUUCACAACAAAUUGCCCUGACCCCCAAUCAUUUGCCAGACAGGCUCGCCCCCACUGAGGUUUAUCUCACCCCCCCUACCAAUGGUCAUUUGGCAGGUCAACUCCUCCCACACCCCCUCCAGAUCUAGACGUCUUUAUAAACCGCGGGCGUUGUGGCCAGUUGGACAUCCAUCUAUACUUCUCAGUGUAGCCGUUCCACGGGACAGAAGCGCACCAAUAGUAGCUCGCCGCCUAUUCAAGCCAUAGCAGAUAUCGCCGCGUUUACCGCAAAGGGAAUAUCGUUAUUCAGUAUAGUAUUGAAGGGAUACCAGCUACAGAAAUGAGUACCGCAUGUCUGAUCGUCAAACAGACGCCCUUCGUUGUUGCUCCACGCCCGGUAGGGAUGGACACUCGUCCGCAGACAAAUGACAGUUAUGAAUCACUAUGGAGACCUUGGCUCACGACCAAGAAGAAUAUGCAACGGGAAUGCCAGAGAAGCAGACAGUCAUGUCCUUACUCCAGACCUACAGACUACACCCCUGCAGCUCCAGGUCUCUUUCCAUUCAAUGGGAAGUCCCAGUCCUUCCAGCACCCUGUCAGACUUUUCUGGCCCAAGUCCAAGUCGUUUGACUACCUGUACAGCGACGGAGAGGCUCUCCUGAGGAACUUCCCUGUCCAGGCCACCAUCAGUUUCUAUGAGGAGUCCGACAGCGAGGAUGACGAGGAGGACGAGGAGUGGGAAGAAGAAAUGUACAGCGAGGAAAAGGAGUACCUCGAGCGUCAGUCCCACGACACCAGCUACAACUGAAGUCGAGAGGGUUUCCAAUUGGAACAGAUGGAACAUUAGAUGGCGAUAUUCCAUAAUAUCUCUUUGUGGUACAACAGAAAAGGAUGUCUGGCGAGACACCUCUGGUGACACACCUGGAAGAACCUAUAUAACUGGAGCUGUCUUCACAGUCAGAAUCCCUUCUUAUUCUAUGAAUGGAAUCAACACUGUCAGUCAGAGUCAUAGACUUGUCCUAGAGGAGCACAGAACGAUCCAACAAACCAUUUAUGUCACAUAUUCAGUAGGACACAGCAUGCCGAGCACAGAGAAGGGAUUGUAAUGUCUUAGGUAUUCUAGAUUGUCUAGCUCACCUCCAUGAAAGCAAAGUAGCCUAAGUUAAAUGUGAAUUGUGGAGCCUGUUUCAACUGGUAUCUUGUAUUGCCACUAUGUAGGCAUAGGCUCUGUCAAGCAAAGAGUUACAAGUAUUUCUGUGGCAAUACGUAGUAAUGGAAAGUUGCAAAAAGUAAUGUAUGCAGUCUUAUGCAUAUAUUAGUCUUCCUCUGGGGCAGUGGGAUGUAUGUUAUGGAUUGUAUAACUACAUACAUUAAAUCCCACAUUGGGAUAGUUUAUCUCAGGGUCUGUACCUUGUUUGUGUAUAAAAAAAGUAUUUAUUUGCGUUUUAUUUACAUAUCUAAUUUAUGAUGUACAAUUGUAUAUAGAUACAUACAGUAAAUGUUUAUAUAUUUCCUAUGUUUCAACUUUUUUGUAUAUUGUCCGUCGAAAAACACUGUCUAAACAACAGCUGUUAAAAUAAAAACCUAUUUCGGGAAAACCA
Salvelinus fontinalis (brook trout) is the source of this 2075-nucleotide messenger RNA. RefSeq names its product ripply transcriptional repressor 1 (gene ripply1). Lineage: Eukaryota; Metazoa; Chordata; Actinopteri; Salmoniformes; Salmonidae. The transcript has 4 exons. The record is from RefSeq and is a predicted model, not a curated record. Gene Ontology annotation, cellular component: nucleus. Gene Ontology annotation, biological process: negative regulation of transcription by RNA polymerase II; embryonic pattern specification. The coding region runs from base 815 to 1282 and encodes 155 amino acids.